Chlamydomonas reinhardtii is the source of this 1101-nucleotide messenger RNA. RefSeq lists its product as uncharacterized. The transcript has 3 exons. NCBI's taxonomy places the organism in Eukaryota, Viridiplantae, Chlorophyta, Chlorophyceae, Chlamydomonadales, Chlamydomonadaceae. The record is from RefSeq and is a predicted model, not a curated record. The coding region runs from base 28 to 468 and encodes 146 amino acids.
ACAACAUAGCCCACUACCACAACACACAUGCAACUGCCGCCCUCCUUCAAGGCCGCGCUGCUGCGCGGCGCGGCACUGCAGCGCACCGGCGGCGGCCCAGUCGGCCCGCGCGGGGGCCCUGCUGCAGCUGCGGGCUUCAGCUCGCGCGAGGGGCCGGCGGAGACGGGGCCGCCGUCGCCUGACUUCGGCAUGCAGCCGGCCGGCGACAGUGGCGGCGGAGGCGGCAAGCGGGAGGGCGACAUGCCGGUCGGCGGCCCGACCACGACCACCACCAGCAGCACCGCUGGCGGCAGUGGCAGCAGCAGUGGUGAUGGCGAGCCCGCGCCGCCGCCCCCUCAUGCCCCCCACCGGCUGGUGGACCCGGCCGACGCCCCUGUGACUGACGAGGACGGCGGGUCGGAGCUGCCGCCGGGACACGACGGCAGCGGCUCCACCCUGACAGACACAGCCGACCAGACCGACGCCUAGGCGGGCGAGGGGGGGGGGGCCGACCGACUGGGGGGGCGAAAGGCUGGGAUGGAGGGGGAGGGGCCAGAGACUACUGCAGGAGCGAGAGGGAAGAGGACACACAGGCGGCGGGGAUAGGGUGACUAGGUGAUGGCCGGGGAACCCACCGUAUGGCAGGUGGUGCUUGCGUGUGGCCAUGAGUGGAUAGGCCCACUGAGACAGGCCACUGAGAUAGGCCCACUGAUAUAGGCCCUGGCGGGUGUGAUUGUGGUCUAGUAGGGUGGCCGCCGGAGGUGGUGUGGUGUGGGCCAGGAGAUGAGGCCCGGGCGCCCUGCGGUGGGAGGGAGAGGGAGCCGCCGGUCGCAGACGCCACUAGCGGAUGAAGGACGGAGAGGAGCUGUGCGCGCGUAUGUGUGUGCUCUCGAAAGCGCAGUGUGUGUGUGCGUGUGCGAGACUGCGUGCAUGAGGACUAGGCGAGGGAGGUGACCGGCCACGGGAGGGGCGCGCGGGGGGCGGCUGGAGAUCUGCAACACGCACGUACGCCCCUCUCGGUCUGUUGCAUCGAAGCUUAUUGAGACCAGGAGCUAGGGUGCCGCGCACGUGGCGGCUGUGCAGGCCCCCGCGCAUGGGCAGCGGGUGUAAUGCAUGCGGUGA